AAUGUAUCCAAUUCUCCCCGUUCCCUCUUGAGUUGUUUUACAUUUAUUUCAUCUCAUGUGGGAUCUCCACAUGGAUUGCUGUCUUGUUCUAGCGUAUAAAUGAAGCGAGGCUAGCUCUGUAUUUUAUAUCAUAUAAUGAGCACCCCAAACUUCGGUUGCCGCGCGCUCGCCUCUAUGACGUCACUGACAAUUAGAAUAAACAGCGAAGACUCUGAUUCACUUACGAAGAUGAGAAACCGCAAGCUUUAAGUUAAAAUAAUCGAUCUGACGAUGCCAUACAACAAGGAUUGCAAAUGGACAUUACCUGGCUGGAAAAUUGAGCCGAAGUACAUCGACAGGGUGCUCAUAGGAAAUUGGUUUGAAGAACGUCUACAGUUUCCCAGAGACCGCUCUUUCGGUAACAGUACGCAAAGGCAAGACUUCAGAAACACCAAGGGACGGCAACCCGAGAGAAUUCUCCGCCGCCAGCUAGCGCUCAGAAAUUGGGAAGGCGUAGGCCAGCAGUGCCUUCUAAAUCACCAUGGCAACUCAUACAUGACCAGCGGUCUCUCCACACACUUGACAGACUACCAGCAUCCAAUGCGGGUAAAAUCUCCUGGAAAGCGUCGCUGGGAUGGACAUCAGUCGUCAUGGAAACCAGAGAAACUGGACCGCCAAGUUCCGGAGAGUGAGAAGAACAGACUUUUGCAUCGAAGGAAUUCCACGCUUCCCGUCAUCCCCACCGCCGAUAUGUACAGUACAGAAACAAGCUCUAAUUUCCGGACUCCUACAGAGAUACCACAGGCCAUCCGGGAGCCGGAAAGUGUUUUUAAGUACCGACAUAGGAAAAGUGAUGUUACCCCAUUUUCCCCAGUUAUUCUUAGAUCAAACAAAUAAACUAACUCGUUGAUUUUAUUUGAAAAAGUAAUAACAACA
This is a messenger RNA of Nematostella vectensis (starlet sea anemone), 915 nucleotides long. RefSeq names its product protein CFAP107. NCBI's taxonomy places the organism in Eukaryota, Metazoa, Cnidaria, Anthozoa, Actiniaria, Edwardsiidae. The record is from RefSeq and is a predicted model, not a curated record. The transcript has 5 exons. Bases 271 to 876 code for a protein of 201 amino acids.